Penicillium waksmanii is the source of this 735-nucleotide messenger RNA. RefSeq lists its product as uncharacterized. Lineage: Eukaryota; Fungi; Ascomycota; Eurotiomycetes; Eurotiales; Aspergillaceae. The transcript has a single exon. The record is from RefSeq and is a predicted model, not a curated record. Bases 1 to 735 code for a protein of 244 amino acids.
AUGACACCACACGCAACUCCAGUGACCCCAGAGCCCGACGCCUCAGCUCCUCCCCCAAAUGCAAACAGUCCUAGUCCAGCGGCUCGUCACCCGCGCAUGAACCUAUCCUCUACCCCAAGUCGCAGCAGAUUCCGUGCAUGGGAGCUUAAUUCUCCACCAAGAUUCGCCAUCUGGGAAGAUUCCCCCGAAAGAGCCUCGCAGGUUUGCCUACCUGGCCAUGUUUUCGAAUCCAUCAGAAGUGACGACAAAGAAAAUGUGUAUGCCACCGUCAUGGACUACGAGACAGAUCCCGAACCAGAAAGUCAGGCAGUUGGCGCGGACGAGAUCAGGCUGCGAGCCGGUCCUCGCGACGUCUUCGGCAUGCCUAUCAAUUCCAUCUUUGGACCUACUCUCUCGCAGCAUUCUCUGAGCCCCGAUGCCACGCCUUCUGCCCAGCCGACUCGUGUUGAUAACAAUACUCGACCCACAAUGCAAGUUGCACUGCGCGAGGGGGAUGAAAUGGACAUUGAGUGGAAUGAUGGCCCAUCGCCGCACGAGGCCGAGGAACUUGCCCGAGUGAGCGACACAACUAACCGGGCUGCGGAGCAGAGAUGGCAAUACGGGCGAGGUUCUCCCGUACGUGAUCACAAUGUACAGAGGCAAACAAGACUCUUCCUUGAGGCUCGACGUACCGCUCAUUCUCGGCGGCACCAGAACCGUCGUCGUCGUUUUGCUGAGGUGGGUAGCCCCCGAUAA